AUGGAACAUACCUUUCAACUCCAACCUCCUUCAAUGCGUGCGUCAAAAACCUCACGGUCAAAAAAAACCUCGAUAAAAACCACUAAUAACGAUUUUAGUCAUUUGCUCAUACAAAUGCCAGAUGCAUCAGAGGUAUCAAUUGACGAAUUCGUUAAUCGUCCCCACGCGAGAAUCAGAAAGAAGAGUCCCAAUAGCUUCUUCAUCUAUAGACGAGUGUUUGUAAAGCAACUCCUACAAAAUAACUAUAAACUGGAAAUGAUCAAUGUUUCCAAACUGGCAAGUAUUUACUGGCACAACGAGGACGAAAGAGUUCGCCAAGAAUACAAGAGGAUUGCCACAAUGAUCGAUCAGAAGCUUCAAAAGAUUAGAGAGGAACAGCCAAAAACUCCCAUGUACACCUUUGUCCACUGGGGCGAAGAAAACUGUAAUCCCCCUCAGGAGUUUCCUCUCGCUGCGGAGCCUCCUGCUCACGAGAAUCCCAUCUACAACUGUGAAAGCCCAGAAUUUGAUUUCGGAAAUUUCGACAAUUUCGAGGAAUUGGAAUGGUACUUGAGUGAUUUUCUGUGA
Molecule: messenger RNA, 567 nt
Organism: Acaulospora morrowiae
Lineage: Eukaryota; Fungi; Glomeromycota; Glomeromycetes; Diversisporales; Acaulosporaceae
Source: the annotation of a GenBank genome assembly